Molecule: messenger RNA, 12894 nt
Organism: Podarcis lilfordi (Lilford's wall lizard)
Lineage: Eukaryota; Metazoa; Chordata; Lepidosauria; Squamata; Lacertidae
Source: the annotation of a GenBank genome assembly
AUGGCCGGGAACUUCUGGCAGAGCUCGCAUUAGUGAGUAGCUAGUUUUCACGGGUCUGGGUGCAUCUAGGAUGGGAAGCGAAAGCUGUGCCGGGUUACGGGGGGGGGAGGCACAAAUUGGGGGGGGGGGGGGAGAAAAGGCGGGCGAGGCAAAUUCCCCCCCACCCCGUAGGUCCUUCAUAGGUAAUAGUCGUUGGAAUAUUAGGUGCAGUGAGAUGCGGGUGGAAGGGGUGUGCCUGGAGGUUGUGGCUUUUGGGGAAAAUAUGAAUUCUUACACUGUUAUAUGUUUGUAUGGCUUUAUGCCAAAGCUGUUAUGGGUUUUCUGCUACUGGCUGUAAGGACGAAAUUGGCUGUGUGUGCUGUUGUGUUUUUCCAGAUGGAAAAUCCCUUAUAGAAAGUCAUGCAAAUCUAUGGUGCGGUGUGUAAAGUUCUGGCCAGCUUGCCUCAAAAACUGACUUUGUAGGGUUGGAAAAGGUCCAGAGAAGGGCAUCCAAAAUGUUCAAGGGGAUGGAGAAUCUCCCUAGGAGGAAAGGUUGCAGCAUAUGGGGCUUCUUAGUUUUGAGAAAAGGCCAGUAAGAAGUGACAUGGUGGAAGUUCAAAAGAUUUUGCAUGGUGCAGAGAAAGUGGAUGGAGAAAAUAUUUUCUUCCUUUCUCAUGACAAUAGAACUUGCGGGCAUCCAAUGAAGCUGAAUGCUGGAAGAUUCAGGACAGAUAAAAGAAAGUAUUCCUUCAUGCAGCACAUAGUUAAACUAUGGAACUUGUUCCCCCAGGAGGCAGUGAUGACCACCAAACUGGGUGGCUUUAAAAGAGGAUCAGACAAAUUCAUGGAGGAGAAGGCUAUUAGAGGCUAAUAGCCACAGUUCUACAUGCACUGUCUGAGGCAGUAUGCCUCUGAAUACCAAUUGCUGGGAAUCGCAGGUGGGCAGAGUACUGUUGUGUUCAUGUCCUGCUUGCAAGUUUCCCACAGGCAUGUGGUUGGCUGCUGUGAGAACAAGAUCCUGGACUAGAUGGGCCAUUGGCCUGAUCCAGCAGGCUCUUCUUGUGUUCUUUCAUGUGGCAUUGAUAAGGUGACAGCUCAUGUAGGGCAAGGUGCUUUUGACACAGUAAAAGUGCUGCCUGCUGUAUACUACAUAAUUUAGUAAAGACCCCCACCCAAGAGUUUUGUGGAGCUAAAAAACCUAACAAACUAUUGAUGUCUUUUAUUGAACCAUACUACUAGUAUCGCUUUAUGCACACAGUUUUUUAUUUUCUAUUUUGGUUCAAAUGGAAAGGCAACAAGUAGUUAUUUAAAUUUUGGAUGGAAACAGGUAAUGUGAAAAAUGUGGAAUUUUCUGAUAUCUAUUUGUUGUUUACUAUGAGAGGAAUAUUGCCCAUUUAAAUUCAUCAUUUCCCCCUCCUUUCUUCAAAUGCUUUCGUAUCUGCAUACUGUAUCUGUGCACAAGGGAAUAUUGUACUACCUCCCAAGAAUUGGGUUGCUUAUUCCCUACCACCUCCACCUACAAGGUCUUAGGUGAAUAGAGCAUUGUGAUACUAUGAGGCUAGAGAACCUUCAGCAGAUAACUUGCGGAUAACCAACUUAGUGCCCUACAGAUGUUGUUGAGCUCCAACUCCCAUCUGCUCAAGCCAGCAUGGUCAGUGGUCGGGGAAGGUGGGAGUUGUAGUCCAGCAACAUCAGGAGGCCACCAUGUUGGCUACCCUUGAAAUAACUGAAAGCUUGUAAAAAAUAUCCAUGGUGAAAAGACUUGACUCAGGUUCAUAAAUUUUUGACAGAAAAUGAAUGGGUAUCUUUUAGGAUAAUGCAAACUAGCAAUUACAAAUAGGAGAAAAUUUCACCUGGCUGGAGAUAAUUCUCAGUAUUGCAGCAGUCAUUUUAUCCUUCUUUGGCCACUUUUUAUGUGUAAUCUACCAGCACCUAAAUUCUAAAUCUGUUUAUUUGUGAGAAAGUCUGAUCUCAAAACCCAAAACAAUAUAUGUAAACACAUAAUUGAAAACCAUGAUGAUGUUGAGAUACUUCUGGGACAGGUGCCACAGGCAGAGAGGCUGAAUUGAAUUUUUAGGUGUAUGCAUGCUUUGCAUAGCAUUUAUUUAUUUAAAUUAUAUUCUGCUUACUAACCAGAGUUCUUGAGGCAUCUAGCAGUAUAUUUAAAACCCAAUAAAAUAGACAGAAAGUUACUAGGGCAGAACAAAGACAUAUACAAGUUUCUUCCUCGUUCUCAGAUACUCCAGAUGCUGCUCUGCAGCUGAAUCUCUCGGCCCCAGCAGGCCUCAGAGGAAAUGUCUGCCAAAGCAUGUCACAGGUUGGGGCUUCCUUGCUUGGCUGCUGCUGCUGUCUCUUGCAGCUGCUGGCUCUUGUGGCACAUGUAAGAGGUGCUGGGGGAACAAAUUAGUAUGGCUCUGAAUACCUAGGAAAGUUUGUGACUUUUGCAUCAGGCUGUGUAGUAGAAGCUGAAACGUAGGCUCCUUUCUAUUUGUGGUACAAUGACCUUCUGUUUAGUUGGUAUAAUCUAACUUAUACUGAAAGUUGUCUCUUCUCUCUCCACUUUCUGUGUAGCUUACAAUGGAUUUUGGAUAAGCAAGAUCUGUUGAAGGAACGCCAGAAGGACUUAAAAUUUUUGGCAGAAGAAGAAUAUUGGAAGCUGCAGAUAUUUUUUACAAAUGGUAAAAAUAGUUUCACUUUUAACUUAACCCACUGUUUCAUACUGUGUGUGUGAUGAAUUAUUUUUGUGUUAAUAUCUUAAAAUACACACAUUCACCAUAACUUUUUUUUAGAAGAAACAUUCAUUAGGUACCUAGUGACAUGAACAUGCUCCCCCAAGAGACCUUAUAUUUCACCUUAAAUAUAGCAUUCAGGUUUAUUUAUGGUUUGUUGUUUUUGGCAUUAUGCAUAUGUUUUCAUCCUGAGACCUUGUGGAUGGAAGGCAUGUGUUCUAACACCGAACUUUGGGACUCUACUACAUGUUUAUUUUAAUGUGACUGUCCUUCAGGUCCUGGUUUAAAGGCAAUAACAUAAUGCCUAGUUUGUAUGUAAAGAUGGCACUUGCAGGGGAGCUGAAACUGACAGUCCAGCCUUUACCGUGAGGUUAUUCUUCUCUUGGUCUUUCACUUUAAUAGUCCUUCUUAGGUUCUUCUGCAAUUCUGAAGACUUGUGUGAAACUGAUAAGAGACUUCUCUGCAUUUAACUUGGAUUCAGCUUCUAUGAUUCUUCUGUGGUGUAAAGCUAGAACAUGGUUUGGACUUAGGCAUGUGUGUGCAAAUGUUGCUGAUGAUCUUUCUUGUCAUAGAUGCUAUCUGUUAAGUAGUGGCUUGUUAAGCCUGCCUAAUGAAUUUUUUUAGCAGUGCGGUAAGAUCUGCACUGUGAUCUAUUGGUUCUUAGCUUGUUUUCUUAGCCACUGUAGCAGAUCUGUGUAAACUUAAUAUGGGAAAGAGAGGUAGUAUGUUAGAAACUGCUAUGGCUGGAUGGAAAAUAUUUGUAUAGUGCUGAUUUCUGUGUCGUGAUAUUUGGAUAUCAUGAAUGUACUCAUGAAUGUAUAUAGCAUUUAUUCAUGGUGUUACAGUGCAGCAUCAGGUUGAUCACAAUUGUAAUGGUUGUUCCUUUAAACAUUAAUCAUGUGUGCAAAUGCCUUGCUUGGCAGUCAGCCUUUAAAAUCUGUGCAUAGUUAUGUGAAUCGGAAUGGCAUAACUUGCAGUGCUGUUUUAAAAUGGCAGGAUAAUGAUACAGCAUUGCCAUGUUCAGAUUAUAAAUGGAUGAGGGCAUUCAGGAAAAAUACCAAGUAAUCACCUUAUGUUUCAUUCCAUCAUUCUGUCCUUCCACCUCUGCUCGGGAUCCCAGACGGAUGCUUCUAACAUGCUUGGCACAUCUCCUUUGCCUGGAAGGCCAAAUAAGAGCUACCUGCACAGCUGACACCAGGGCUGCUUCUUGGCCAACUGGCAGGCAGAGCUUGUGAUGGAGCAGCUGACUACUUCCUCUAGUGUCUCUCCCCCCUGCAUCCCACUCCUUUCCCUAGAUUAAAUAUGUCAUACUUCAAACACCUGCUGCCCUGCCAAAUUCAGCAACUAUGUUGUUAUUGGCAGCUUCAUUCAUUGGACAAAUAACAUCAGCGUUGUGAUGUGUUUAAGCAUUGUAGGCUAGAGGUGGCUCGUUUUUUGUUUUUUUAGCUGAGGGCUUACGGAUCUCCAGAAGGCAUGCGUGAUGUAAUUGUAGGAGUCUAGAGUAAGUGAUUUGAGAGUUGCCUUAAAUUGUACAUCCUAGAGCAAACUGUUGCCUUCACUGUACGGAGAUGUCACAUGCCUCUUCUUUUUUCAUGCAUCCAUCUUUAAAUGUUGGAAUUAAUUGCCAUCUGACUGUGUUUGAACUAGUUUGACUUAGUGGGUAGCAUGCUACACUUUGAUCUAGGAUCACAACUACCCCUCAGGUAGUUGUGGGGAAAUCACUGAUCCAGUUCAGCCAUACAUUUUCUGGCUUGCUAAAUUUCAGUUUAGCAGCCAGAAACAACCAUUAAGACCACAUUCCCAUUUGUUUCUUGGUAGUUCCCUGGUAUGUCUGAAACAGGGACCUCUGGUUUAAUGUCAGUACCUGACAAGGAUAUUAAAUCAUGUUUUAUAUUAUGGUUUAGCAGUCUGGAAAAUGUAUAUCUGAACCAGGCAACUGUGCUAUGGUCUCAAUAUGUAAAAAAAUUAUUGAUGUAUAUUGUAGGGUUCCUGAGAGGAUGACUUGGUUAAACUUAGCAACCCUUUACAUAUUAAGGCUGCAGUCCUAUGCAUCAGUAAAUUUCAUGAAAUCAUUGGGGCUUUGAAUAAAUGUGGAUAGGAUCUGAUUGUAAUGAGAGUGUAGUAAUGUUGGCAUACUGAUUAUUUCACAGCAGCAUGGGAGAUAACCUUCACCACUUCUGAUAAAAUGCAAAUUGUACUUUAAAAUCUUAACUCAGUUUUGUUUUUGUUUGUAAGUUAUCCAGGCCUUAGGUGAACAUUUGAAAUUAAGACAACAAGUUAUUGCCACUGCCACUGUCUACUUCAAAAGGUUCUAUGCCAGGUAGGACCACUUUAGUAUAUAUAUAUAUUUUUUCCUUUUUAAACAGAAUUCAUAAGUUAACAGAUAAGUUGGUUUGUAGCCAUAUCCAGUGGGUACUGUUCAGCUGAUGAAAGGCUUUUGUAAGCAGAAUGGGAAGGGUAGCAAUUUUCAGUUAUUACAUCCCACAAUGCCAUGGUGCCUCUGUAACAGCGAUCCCAGAUGCCUUCAUCUGCCCCAGCUGUAAUAAAACAUAUCUCCCAUAUUGGCCUCUACAGCCACAGCAGGCAAUGCAACUCUGUAACAGUUUGACUUUACCCUCAGUGGCACACUCUUCCAUUGUCUCCUGAGACAGAUGGAUGCCAACACAACACACACAGUCUCUCUCCACCUGCUAAAUAUGCUACAGAGGGUUGGGAGACCCUGCAGAACAGAUUUAGAGGGGUGGGGGCUGCAGGAGGGAAGGCAAAUAGCUAAAAACUGCUACCUUUCCCAUUCUGCUUAUGGAAGCCUUCCUGUCAGCUGAGUGAUACUGUUCAAUUCAACCCCAUUGUCCUUCUAUAUAUGCAAACCUUUUAUUUUAUUUUAUUUUAUUUUAUUUUAUUUUAUAUUUUAUUUUAUUUUAUUUUAUUUUAUUUUAUAAAAUUUAUACACUGCUUGAUUGUAAAAAACCCUCAAAGCGGUUUGCAAUAUUGGUGGUAACUUUUCUAAAAAGCAGUGCUCUAUGUGAAUAGCUCCUUCUGCCUUCUUAAAAUCAUGUACUGUCACUUUUCAGAUAUUCCCUAAAAAGUAUAGAUCCGGUACUAAUGGCUCCUACAUGUGUGUUUUUGGCAUCCAAAGUAGAGGUACGUAGAGCAUAUUUUUCUGUGCGUGCAUAAAUUUGGUAUAAAAAAGAGCGGAAUUAGUUUUUAACCCUAAAGAGAAAAGUUAAAUUGGAGCAUAUGGUGGCUUUGUUUCUCUAUGUCCUUCUGGGACAAACAGGAGCUCCAUUAUUCAAUGCUGCAUCACACUUACAAGACGGGGAGGUUUCUUUUGUUGUAUGUGUUGUUGUUUAACCUUUAAGAAGAAAAUCAAUAAAGAUAAAUUUAAAAAAGAAGAUCCAGUGGUGGUGAUGAACUGUAGUUCAUUACCAUUCUAAUCUGUCCUAUUGGCUGAGUUGCUGUCUUGUCUUCUCAGUCUUUAUAGAUACUAGGAGUUAGUAAAGUGCACAGCAUUUCUCCCACCAAGGGGUUUGUGCCCCUCCCACCAUCGUUAUUGGUGUUUGGCUGUUCAUACAUUCAGAAUAAAUGGUGACCCUUGAUCACACCAUGCUUCCAGUGCUACAGGUUGCUUUUCUUGCCUUGUGGUUACAGAAGCUAGGCACAAGGGCCAUCUUGGUAGCUGCAUUGCUAUUGAAAGAUAGUCUGCUGAUGGGAAAGAAAAAAGAUUCCUUCUCAGACAAGCUUCUUUAUUAUUUGCAGCGUUGUUGUGACUAUAGCAGGGUGAGGUGGAGAUAAACCUUUUUACACCUGUUCACCAUAGGCUGCAGUGGAGCUGGGCAUGGCUGGCCUCAGAUUCUGGCAGCCUGUCUUGGAAAGUGCUCAGCAUUUGCCUACAAGCCUCUCAAGAGAACCUUCCUUUCACCCAUCAUAAUGACAGGCAAUUUGUCACAGUGUGUUUCUAGUGUGGAAUACCUUCCAGUGUGACUUCUUUUUUCUUGCUUUAGGAAUUUGGUGUGGUCUCAAAUACAAGGUUGAUAUCUGCUGCUACUUCUGUAUGUAAGUGUAAAUCAUGUCCUUUAAGUGUAAAUCUGCUGCUUUAUCAUAGGUAAAAUAGUCAUCAUAAUAGUUAUAGAUAAAAUGUUGUCUUCUUCAUAGGAAGCUGUGCAUUGCUUAGAAACUUUGGGGAUUAAAUAGUAUAACUACCUGAAAUAAAUAAAACAGAUUAAGUACUAACUGAAAUCAGUUUUCAAUCUCAGCAGCAGCAAUGAAAAUGAAUUUCUUUAUCCAUAGUAUGUUUGAUACUUGGUUAAAGUCUGUCUCCCCUUACCCCUCUGCAAAAUAGAUAUUUGCACAUGCAUGAUGGUAGAAAACUAAUUUCCAGAAACUGGUAAAGGCUUCCACUCCAGUAGAUAAUUUGGUCAAUUUGUAAGCUUUCAGAGUCUGGUAAACAUUUUCUUUUAAAAAGCCAUAUCAACUUACUUUUCAAAGUAUAUAAAAUAAAUUUCAAAACCUGUUCUCACCCACCUACCCUUUGCUUUGGUCAUUGCAAUACUAUUUUAUUCACAUUCUUUCAUAGUAGUUUUUCAUUGUAUCUGAAUUUUGUCAGGUAAUCUCGAAAGUCCAUAUGCUCUAAUAUACGUAGUUUCCAGGUGUUCUCUUGUACUUGAAAAUGUAAAACAAUGCAUCCAACAUCCAGUCUUGUGAGAUUUGGGAGUUCAAUAAAAAAUAAACAUGGUGGUUUAAUUUUAUCCUCUUUUUAAAAAAAUGUCUCUUGACUUCUUUUAAUUGCAGUGAAAACUAGGUUUUCGUAUGCCUUUCCGAAGGAAUUUCCUUAUAGGAUGAACCAUGUAAGUAACCCUGUAAUGAUAUAGUUUGCAUUAGCAUAUCAUCUCUGAAUUAGUACAUAUAUAUAUUUAUUUGAAAGUAAAUAUAUUUAUUUGAAAGUAAGCUCCACCAAUUGAUAAGUGGAACUUACUUCCUCAAGUGCAUCACUUAAGUUGCCGUUUUGUAAAUGGGUGCAACAGUUGAACUGAUGUCUAAUAAAAUAUAUUAUGCACAGAAUUUCAUUACAAUAUAUUGAUGUUGAGUGGAAUGGAUUUACCUAGUCUCCAAAGGAUCUGUGUUUUCCCCCUCCUUUUUAAUGUGAGCAGUGUGUUUGGUAUGAUUAACUUGCUUUCUAUUUUUGCAGAUACUAGAAUGUGAAUUCUAUCUCUUAGAAUUAAUGGUAAGUUCAUCUGUUUACCUCUGCAUUGGCUUAACUUUAUAUUACAGCUUUAUAUACAGCUUUCCUGUUUGUUAAAGGGGAUGAAAUGAGCUAUUACCCACAGCACUUACCUUUAAAUAGGCAGUAUUGUCCACACCUCUCCCCAGUUGUACUGCAAGUCCCUAAAAAAGGAGCAUUCCUUUUUAUAGUUUAGUAGUUCAUGACAGCUAAGCAGAAAUUAAGAAUAGAGUUGCACAAAUUACAUACAAAACCCAAAUGUUUUCUUUGUACAGUGGUACCUCAGGUUACAUACGCUUCAGGUUACAUACGCUUCAGGUUACAGGCUCCGCUAACCCAGAAAUAGUACCUCGGGUUAAGAACUUUGCUUCAGAAUGAGAACAGAAAUCGUGCUCCAGCAGCAUGGCGGCAGCGGGAGGCCCCAUUAGCUAAAGUGGUGCUUCAGGUUAAGAAUAGUUUCAGGUUAAGAACAGACCUCCGGAACGAAUUAAGUACUUAACCCGAGGUACCACUGUAUAGAUAUUUGAAUACAUUAUAUUCAGUUUAUAAGAUAUACAGUGGUACCUCGGUUUACGAACUUAAUCUGUUCUGGAAGUCCAUUCUUAAGCCAAAGCCGUUCUUAAACCGAGGCGUGUUUUCCCUAAUGAGGCCUCCCGCUGCUGGUGUCCUUCCACUGUUCGGAUUCCGUUUGUAGACUGAGGUAAAGUUCGCUAACCAGAACACUAUUUCCGGUUUUGCGGAGUUCGUACACCAAAUAGUUCGUAAACAGGGCUGUUCUUAAACUGAGGUACCACUGUACUAUAAAUACUUAACCACAGGUAUAGGCUCAGGGACCCAUGUCAUGUUCUUACAUUUCAUAAAUACUUCUCUGGAAAUGUGUGUACUUUUGGCUACUUUAUAUACUGACAACUGCUCUUCCAAUCAGUCAGCUAACCAGUACAGGCAGCACAGCUACUCUAUUCAUCAUGUUAGUCAGACAACAGGCAGUGUAAUACUUUGGACUCCACCCACCUUUAGCUUUGGCCCUGCUCACCAUUGGCAUGUGGCUUCUAUCAGAUUACCUUUGACUUUUAAAAACUCUGUUCUAAGGUGUGCUUUGUGGUUAAAAAUUCUCCCUCUUUUUAAUGUGGUUUGCAACACAUAGCACCUUUGCACAUUGCAUCUCUGUUCUGAACUAGUGGAGGAGGAGCUUCCUCCUACAGUCUCUCUGACAUAAUCCCCCAUUUAUAUUACAAGAAGAGAAGUGAGAACUUACUUGAAUUUCAAACUAGUGCCAGUUAUUUUGGCAAGCUUUUAGUUUAUGCAGUUUUAAACACAGGCUGUUCUUUUGCAAGGUUCAUUUUCCAGUGAGGUAUUUAGGUUUGUGGGCAAAUAAGGUUUUUGUUUGCUGCAGUUGUGUCACUUUGUGUCUCCGAGGGAGAUAGUCUGAUAGGCACUCUGUCAGCUUCUACAGAGGAGUAUUCUAAAGAGACUACUGACCUCAUUUUGACAGAAUAAGGGUGCUGCAACAGUAACAUGUUGAAUGGAAGGCAGGAAGCACCUAAAUUUGUAAGUCAGAUGUUUUGAAUUCUUGCUAGUGACAAUGAGCUUUGUGCUGCACUUAAUUUUAAAUGGCCUUUUAAAAUCAAUCUUUCCAGGACUGCUGUUUGAUAGUAUACCAUCCUUAUAGACCUCUACUCCAGUAUGUGCAAGAUAUGGGCCAAGAAGAUAUGCUGCUACCCCUUGCCUGGUAAUAAAUAUAAAAAUGUUUAAAGAGUGUGUUCAUCUGAGGAAGAGUACAAGAUUAAAUACAACAACGGAGGUGAAGUCUGCUAACUGACUUUGCAGACACUUUCCCCAGUUUGCCAAAGCCACGUGAGCCAAUAUCUAGACAUUUUCCUGGGGAUCAGUAUUAGUUUAAUACAUACUGGAGAACACAUGGAACCAGUUUGGUUUAUUUGCCACCAUUGGAUUGUUUUACAUAUGACCUGUACAGCCUUUUCUUCAAAACACCCAAGGGGCACACAUAGUAAUUAGAUACUCUGAUUACUAUUUUAUUUAUUUAGUAUAUUUAUCCCUGCUCUUCAUGGAACUCAAGGUGGCUUCAGCAAGGUGCCUGCCCUCAAACCAUCCCUAACCUUGUCUUGCAGUAGGAAAGAUGACAUCAUAUAAUGCCUCUGAAUACAGAUCUAUUACAGUUGUACCUUGGUUGUAGAACGCCUUGGAACUUGGACGUUUUGGCUCCUGAAUGAUCGAAACCCGGAAGUAACUGUUCCAGUUUUUGAACGUUCUUUUGGAAGCCAAACAUCCGAAGGGGCUUCCGCGGCCAAUCAUAAGCCGUGAUUUGGAAGUCGAACGGACUUCCGGAAUGGAUUUGGGAAGAAAUUAAACCAGUGUUCCAAACUGCAAAGUAUGUAGGGGGGGAAAUACAAUGAAAUGUGUAUAUAAUGAUAACCAACAUCCUGAUUUCAAACAGAACGUAAAUGUUUAAAGGAGAAAUAAGCUGGUGUGUUUGUGGCAUAUUACCUUGACUCCCUUAGGUGAAGAAAUGAAUGGCAGCAUGCUGAUUGGUUGUUUUUAUUUGUGCAGGAGGAUAGUGAAUGACACGUAUAGAACUGAUCUUUGUCUGCUGUAUCCUCCUUUCAUGAUAGCUCUAGGUAAGUAACACGUUAAAAAAUGCUUUAUCGCUAUUUGAAUGGAAUGAUUUGGUGUAGAGUUCCACCCAUGACCAUCUUCAUAUAAAGCCUGGUGUUGACGUCAAAGCCCCAGUUUCAUUUUUUUACUUAGUAACUGAAAUGCUUUUAUGGUGUUAAUUUUAAAAAAGCCAAUGGAGCAACUAGGAAACCAAAGUUAAAUGUACAUGUUAAGUGUCAGCAGUGUGAAAAGUAUCGAGAAUGGCUUGAUGGAAAAAUCCUCUCUUGAGAGGUAGACAGUGGUACAAAGAACAUGUUCUGGAAAUGUCCUUUGCCAUUACUAGUAUGUUACCCAUCAUUCUACAAGUAUUGUUAUCUAACCUUAUCAACAUUUGUUUCCCUUGUAGCUUGUCUACAUGUGGCCUGUGUUGUCCAGCAAAAGGAUGCUAGACAGUGGUUUGCUGAGCUCUCUGUUGAUAUGGAGAAGGUAGAUACAUUUUCUUUCCUAGGUACAGAUUUAUUGUGUAAUGGGAAAACAUGUAUGCUAGCCACAUGUCCUCCUGUAAAGUGGUAGCUUCAUAGGACCAGGUAUUAUAAUCCCUUCUUGACAAUGCUUGAACUAGCUUCUGGUCAUUUUGGGGGCAGAAUUCAUGAUGGAGGUGCUUAUUUUCAAAGUCCUAUGUGUAUUGGAACUGAGGUGAUGUAAAUCAAAUGAAGGCUGUGUUUAUUUCCUCUUGAAAUUACUGACCAUUCAGCUAAUUUCCUAGUGCACUGAUCUCUGAGUAUAAACUCUGUUAUGCUCUAAGAUCAAAGCUCAUGUUAAUUCCCAGUAACAAAUCCAAAAUUAUCCCAAGUACCAAUGUCUUAAGAUGCUGAAUGUUUUAAAGUAGGCUCAGAAUUUGUCCUUCCCCACCCCCAGUGGGUAAAAUAUUAAAUAUAUUAUUACUAAAUUUAAACAGACAGGGGUACUAUACAAGGGUAACAGAAGACUUAAUAUUUUCGGACCUAUUCCUUGUAUAUGAAGUGUGUGCCUGUUGCUGACAGACACAUAGAAACAUGCCUACGUUUUGUCAUCUAGACAUAUUUUUGUUUAGAUUUUAGAAAUAAUCAGGGUUAUCUUGAAACUGUAUGAACAAUGGAAGAACUUUGAUGAAAGGAAAGAAAUGGCUACUAUUCUAAGUAAGAUGCCUAAACCAAAACCACCUCCAAACAGGUAGGUGUCUUCAAACUUUGUUUUCUCCUUGUUGUACUUACCUAUCCCUAUUUCUAUAUCUGUCUAUAUUUCUAUUUAUCUGAAGAGUGUAUCCAAAGUGUAAACAAGAAUUUUAACAAUAUUCCAGAGAUCUAUCAGAAUGUAUUGUAUUCCUAGUUGCUAGAAAUUUGAUAGUUCUCAGGUUAACAGUUACACAACUUCCUGCUUUUCUUUUGUGAAAUUACCUAAUAGAAAUGAGUUAACUCUCCAGAAUUGUGUAGGCAUAGGCAUCCUCCUUCUGAAUCUUCAGGGACUAUAACAACAUUUAUCAAUGUCAUUUGAACAUGAUGAAUGGCUGUGCUUGAACAUAAUGCUUUAAACUAUGGUUUUGGACUGUUAGUCACUGGAUGUUUGUAAACUGAGUGACAUUGUUCCUUGACUAUCAUAUUAAAGCUUUUUGGUUUUCAGGAAUCAUUUUACGAAGCACAUUGUCUGCUUAUAACAAAUACUCAGGAUUAGUACAGGCUUACUGGCAAGGGGUUGGUGGAUAGGUUGUUGUGAUUUUGGAUAAGAUAUAUAUAACCUUUGCCCCUUGCAACUCUGGUUAUGAGCUGAGUGUGAGAUCAUUGUGUGGGCUAAAUUCUAUACCUGAUUUUUGAAAAACAAAUGUGCAUUUCAGGAACAAAUAAUUUUUUAAAUAACCACACUGCUCCCUACCCAGGCAGUUGUUGAAUGAAGGCAGUAUGAAGACAAAAGCUACAAGGACUCAGAAUUUUUUUUUUUUUUAAUUUCCUCAGUCAUGAUUUAAGCAAGACUCACAAUUUGUAGGAGUUUGAGGCCAAUUUCUGUGGUGGUAUUUACAUUUUGCCACUUGCACAGGCUCUCCUAGAAUAAAUUCUUGUAUGCUCUCACAUGAAGUAAAUGUAAUUAAAGAGCUGCAUGAUGAUUGACCUUGUCCAUUGUGACUUCUUGUGCUUCCAAUAUUGUAUAAUUAAGACUGUAAUCUCCUGCCUUGCUGUUACAUUAGAGAUGCCUUCAUGAAAUGAAUUCACAGAAGUAAAAGAAAUAAUUUUUUAAAAAUAUAUCCAUAUUUGUUUUGUUCUGAACAGUGAAGGCGACCAAGGCCCAAAUGGAAGUCAGAAUUCUAGCUACAGCCAGUCUUAA